Pogona vitticeps (central bearded dragon) is the source of this 2319-nucleotide messenger RNA. RefSeq names its product flavin containing dimethylaniline monoxygenase 1 (gene FMO1). Lineage: Eukaryota; Metazoa; Chordata; Lepidosauria; Squamata; Agamidae. Gene Ontology annotation, molecular function: N,N-dimethylaniline monooxygenase activity; flavin adenine dinucleotide binding; NADP binding. The record is from RefSeq and is a predicted model, not a curated record.
UCCCACAUUCCUUUGCAGGGCUUCUACAUUCCCUCCCCAAUAUUAUGCAGCUUUGGUUGCAAACACAUUGUUCAAGAAGCAGAACUGCCUCAGCAGGCUUGUGAUAUCCCUGCAGGUUCCGUCAAGGCUUGAAAAAUAAGGAAAUAAUGCCCAAGAAAGUAGCCAUUGUUGGAGCCGGAGUGAGUGGACUGGCCUCCAUCAAGUGCUGCCUGGAUGAGGGGCUGGAGCCCACCUGCUUUGAGAGGAGCGAUGACAUUGGGGGACUGUGGCGGUUCACGGACUAUCUCGAAGAAGGAAAACCCAGUCUCUACAAAUCCUUGAUUAGUAAUACCUGUAAGGAGAUGUCAACUUUUUCAGAUUUUCCAUACCCAGAAGAUUUUCCUGUCUUCUUGCCCCAUGCCAGGCUCCUGGAAUAUCUGAGGAUGUACACAGACCAUUUUGAUCUUCGAAGACACAUUCAGUUCAAGACUACUGUGAUCACUAUAAGGAAACGCCCCGACUUCUCUGCCACCGGUCAGUGGGAUGUUGUCACAGAGACCAAUGGGAAGCAGACAUCAGAGAUCUUUGAUGCUGUGAUGGUUUGCAUCGGCUACCUUGCUGACCCUUCAUUGCAACUCAGCUCUUUCCCUGGUAUAGACAAGUUUAAGGGCCAGUACUUUCACAGCCGGGAGUACAAAACCCCAGAGGUUUUCAAGGACAAAAGAGUGCUUGUGGUUGGCAUGGGGAAUUCUGGAGUUGAUAUUGCAGUGGCAGCCACUCAUACAGCAAAGAAGGUGAUGAUCAGCACAAGCAGAGGCGCUUGGGUUAUAAGUCGUGUUUUCGACAAUGGCUACCCAUGGGACAUGGUAUUCCUCACUCGUUUCCUGAACAUGAUCCGAAAUAGCCUUCCUGGACGUGUCACCACAUGGCUGCUUGCAAACCGAGCGAACCAGUGGUUUAACCAUGCAUAUUAUGGAAUAAUUCCAGAAAACAGAUCUGUGAUAAGAGAACCAAUAAUAAAUGAUGAACUGCCUUCAUGCAUCAUCAGUGGGAAGAUCACUAUUAGGCCCAAAGUGAAGGAGUUCAAAGAAAACGCUGUUGUCUUUGCAAAUACUCCGGUUGCAGAGGAAGUGGACCUCAUUGUCUUUGCCACGGGAUACAAGGCUUCUUUUCCUUUCAUUGAUGAAUCGAUCCUCAAGGUUGAAAAUAAGCAUGCUUCAUUGUACAAAUAUAUCUUUCCCCCUCAGCUGGAAAAACCCACACUUGCCAUUAUAGGCUUUCUCAGGCCCCUUGGGGCAGUCAUGCCAGUUGUGGAAAUCCAAGCACGUUGGGCCACCCGUGUCUUUAAAGGCCUCUGCAAAUUGCCUCCAGUGAGCACAAUGAUGGAAGAGGUCAACAAACAGAAGCAAAAUAAGGUCAACUGGUUUGGCUUCUCCUUUGAUGAGGUCCUGAAAACAGAUUGCCUUGUGUACAUGGAUCAACUUGCCUCUUGUAUUGGGAUAAAGCCAAAUGUGCCAAUGUUGCUUUGCAAGGAUCCAGCAUUAGCCACAAAGAUCUUCUUUGGGCCCUGCUCCUCCUACCAGUACCGGCUGAGUGGGCCAGGGAAGUGGGAGGGAGCCAGGAGUGCCAUCAUGGGCCAGUGGGAACGAACCUUGAAGCCAUUAAGAACCAGGGUUGUUCCAGACUCACAGCGUUUCCUUGCAUAUGUGCUAAAAGUGCUUGCCCUCUUUGCCGUCUUUAUUGGAAUCUUCUUCAGUUUCAAUUAGUUCUGGCAGAGCUAUGGUACAAUUACCUGUGUAUUUCUGAAUACAUAUAUCAGCAGUAAUGGUGGUGAAGAAUGAUCUAGUACAGUAGUUCUUCACCUUGGGUUACUCAGGUGUUUUUGGACUGCAACUCCCAGAAGCCUUCACCACCAGCUGUGCUGGCUGGGGUUUCUGGGAGUUGCAGUUCAAAAACACCUGAGUAACCCAAGUUUAAGAACCACUGGUCUAGUAGGUGGUAGCUCAUCUUACAAAGGAGCAAAGGGUGGGAACUUUUUGGUAACAACAGUGUAUAGAAUUACAAUCAAAGCCAGCACAUUAAACAAAAUUGAAGUAUUUUUGAUGCAAUAUAUUUCUCAUUUAUCUGUUUACGUAUUAAAUGCAUACUUCCCUGUACUUCAUAACAAAUUUUGAUUUAUACGUUUAAUCAUAUAAAUACUGUAUACAGGACACUAUUUUUAUUCUUGCUGUAUUUGUUAAUAAUAUCUAGGACCAUAGUCAGCUCUGCAAGAUACAGCGUUCUCUUUCAAAGUUGUGGAAUCACAUAAUAAACAUAUGAGCCUCACUCAGGUAGAUCAAA